CCCUCUGCGCGAUGGGGUUGGCACGCGGAGGACAAAGCCCAGCAGUGAUGGGACAGGGACUCUGCAAGUGGUUUCCGUCAAUACGCACAGUGUGCGUGGGGACGCAGGAGGCCACCAGCUCGAGGGAGCCAGCAUGUGUGCUGUGUGGCCGAGUGGAUGAUGACUCCAGCAUCCUUGGGUGCAAAGAAGAGCACAGUGGAUACUAUUUCCAUAUGUAUUGUGUGAAAGCUUCCAAUGAUCUUUGUCAACCAGGAUCAGAUAGCGACAGUGCAAGAUUUUAUUUACACGACCUGAUAAGCACAGUGAGACAGGCAGAGAAGAAGCUCUGCUUCAUUUGUGGCAAGAGGGGGGCCUUCAUCACCUGCACGGAGCCAGACUGUAACCGCAGCUUCCAUCUCCCCUGUGCCUCAGAGGGUGAAUAUAUCACCCAGUACUUUGGAGAGUUCAGGUCCUUCUGCUGUGAGCACCGCCCGCAGCAGGCAGUGGAGGCAGUGCCGGAGCAGGACACGACCUGCAUUAUCUGCAUGGACCCCGUAGGUGACAGCAAGUCGUACAGCACCAUGGUGUGCCCGUCUUGCCAACACGCCUGGUUCCACCGGGCGUGCAUCCAGGUAGGAGCAUUCCCUCGCCCUAUGGGAAUGGUCAGUGCUCAGCAGCACCAGGCCCGGCUCACACUCACGUUGCUUGUGUUUGUGCUGCAGGAACAGGCCCUGUGCACGGGGAUUGACUGCUUCCAGUGCUCCCUCUGCAGAGACAGGGACUUUUUUAUUGCAGACAUGCUCGCCAUGGGGAUCCGAAUCCCACUCAGAAGACCAACAUGGGAGGACGACAAUGCCUUUGCAUCCCUGGGAGUUAGGUACCAGCACUGUGAUGCCAGUGACUGCCUUAAUCCACAGGGCAGAGAUUGGGAAGAGGAAGAAGGGCCCUGGGAGCUGCUCCUCUGCAGCUCCUGUGCUGCACAAGGGACUCAUCGGCGCUGUUCCUACCUGAGUCACAGCACAGCCGAGUGGGAGUGCAACACCUGUGCUGGAGAGGGCAUCGACUCCAACACAAAUUUGGACAGUGCUGGACUCAGCACCAUCGCCCAGCAGGAACCAGGGCCAUCCCAAGGCUCCAGCACCACCAGCCAGGCACCAUCAGGGUCAGCUGACUGUUCCCAUGUGCCUGCAAGCAGCAGCUGGUCCAGCCAGCACAGGACGGGCCGGAGGAGAGUCCGCCUGCAUUUACGCCGGGAUGAGAACACCUACAAUCAGCCCCGAGGAUGCCGUGGGAGCUGCCGUAAUGCUGCCCCAAUUGCUGGGAGCAGCUCCCUAAACUCUGCCAGGCGUAGCACAUCAGAGUCCUCGAGGCACUCCCCAGAACUUGGCUACAACCGCUGGUGCAAACAGGGACUGCGGGCCCGGACACGAAGCCGCUCUCCGUUGCAGCGCCGGGCCCAAGGUUCUCCAAGCCAGCACCAAACACGCCGUGGGAGCAGACAGGCACCAACACCAAGUGCUAAGAGCUGCACCCACAGCUACACCACACGGAGAGCACCGCGGUCCUCAGGGGAUUCCACAGCGGCUGAUGGAAGCCGGUCCCGGCAGCCAGGGCGGGCGCGGACUCGAAGCCGCUCCCCUCUUGAACAUCGGGCUGCAGAGAUCCACAGCCAGCCCCAAAGACGCCGCAGGAGCCAAUCCAGGCGGCGAGGGCCACCCCGGGGGAGACACCGCUCCCGGGUACCACGUCAGGCCCAGCACAUCCACAGCCGGCCCUAA
Messenger RNA from Lagopus leucura (white-tailed ptarmigan), 1757 nucleotides. RefSeq lists its product as uncharacterized. Gene Ontology annotation, cellular component: nucleus. The record is from RefSeq and is a predicted model, not a curated record. Lineage: Eukaryota; Metazoa; Chordata; Aves; Galliformes; Phasianidae.